This is a messenger RNA of Medicago truncatula (barrel medic), 1170 nucleotides long. RefSeq names its product truncated transcription factor CAULIFLOWER A. NCBI's taxonomy places the organism in Eukaryota, Viridiplantae, Streptophyta, Magnoliopsida, Fabales, Fabaceae. The transcript has 8 exons. Gene Ontology annotation, cellular component: nucleus. The record is from RefSeq and is a predicted model, not a curated record. Gene Ontology annotation, molecular function: DNA-binding transcription factor activity; protein dimerization activity; RNA polymerase II transcription regulatory region sequence-specific DNA binding. Gene Ontology annotation, biological process: positive regulation of transcription by RNA polymerase II. The coding region runs from base 226 to 924 and encodes 232 amino acids.
GAAAAAAGAACCAAGGAGCUGCGGUGUAUGUGCUCAAAGCCCUUCAUUAUUUCAAAUUAACAUUCAUUCAUUUUCAUAUCAUCAUAAAUAAUAACAAAAUAUAAUUCAAAUUAAACUUUUCUUAUAUAUAUAUACUAUACUAUACUAUAUAUAUAUAUAGUGUACGCACCUACCUAACUCCUCCUCCUCCAAUUCAUGUUGUGAUUUCAAUUCCAACCAAAAAUAAUGGGGAGGGGAAGAGUGCAGUUGAAGAGGAUUGAGAACAAGAUCAAUAGACAAGUCACUUUUUCAAAGAGAAGGUCUGGUUUGUUGAAGAAAGCACAAGAGAUCUCUGUUCUUUGUGAUGCUGAAGUUGCUCUCAUUAUUUUCUCUACUAAAGGCAAGCUUUUUGAAUACUCCAGCGAUCCUUGUAUGGAAAAAAUUCUUGAACGAUAUGAAAGAUGUUCGUAUAUGGAGAGGCAACUUGUUACAAGUGAGCAGUCACCAAAUGAAAAUUGGGUUCUAGAGCACGCAAAACUCAAGGCUAGGAUGGAAGUGCUUCAGAGAAAUCAAAGGAAUUUUAUGGGAGAAGACUUGGAUGGUUUAGGUCUCAAAGAGCUUCAAAGUUUGGAACAACAACUUGAUUCAGCUCUCAAACAAAUUAGAUCACGGAAGAACCAAGUUAUGUAUGAAUCUAUUUCAGAACUUCAGAAAAAGGAUAAGGCCCUCCAAGAACAUAACAACAUGCUCACCAAGAAGAUAAAGGAAAAAGAGAAGGAACUGCAAAAUAGUGUGGAGGUGACUCCAAUUGAAACACAACCAUUGGAAUCCAUGAAUACUACAGGAUCAGGGUCCCUACAAGCGAAUUGCAAUGAAGAAACAGCAGCACAAACAAGAGGUGGUGCCAUUCUUCCGUCUUGGAUGAUUCGUCCUAUAAAUGAAUAGUAGCAGAAAAAGAUAAUUACGUACAUUUGUAGUAUUGUACCACUUUUCUUUAUUCAAAACCCAAAAACAGCUUGUAGGAAGCCUAUAGAUAUAGUAUAUCAUCGAUAUAGGCAUAUGAUGGUUGAUGACUCACUACCUGCAUUGUAAUUGUGUAAUUAUGUAACAUGUCUGACUCAAUUACAUUGUUGCUGGACCGGCCAUACUAAAUGGUCUCGCUAUAAAUACAAGUCUAUAUAUAUAUAUAUA